UCAAACAAAUGAAUCCUCAAAAUCACAACAAGAAAUGUUUAAUUCAAAACAUUAUCUGGUUGAUGAUCAUCAUUUAAUUAUCAAUAAUAAUAAUAAAAUAAUGAUGAUCAAUAAUCAACAAUUGAUAAAUAAUAAAAAUUCAAGCAAGUCAAUGACCACAUUGCCAUUAAUUAUUGUUGAUAAAAAUAUGGAAAAAUUAACCAAAACAACAACAACAACAACGGCAACAUCGGGUUUGUUUACAUUACCAAGAAAUCAUCGACAGAAUUUGAUGAUGAUGAAAAAAUCAACAUCUGUUGUUGGUAAAGAUUUAUCUGUUAAUGGUAAAGAAAUGAUUCGUUCGUUACCAUUACCAUUGAACAAUAAUAUUCAACAACAACAUCAUCCACAAUCAAAUCCAUUCUAUAUGAAUCAUUUGAUUGCUGCAAAUCGAAUUGCACAGCCAUUUGUUAAUUCAUGGAAAAAUCGUAUAAAAAAUUUACAAGAAUCAACUGCCACUAUACUUAUCAAUAAUAAUCACAAUAAUAAUCAUCAUCAUAAUCAUCAAAAAAUUAGUCAAUUUAUGGCACAAUAUAAAGGAUCAGCUUGGCGUGAAAAACAACUUCAAUAUCAGAUGCCUGAUCAUGAUGAUGAUAAUGAACAAAUUUUUAAUGAUCAUCAUCAUCAAUCGAAUAAUAAUAAUAAACAAAAAUAUUCAGCUGAAUAUAAAUUUUUAAGACAUAAACGACGUAAAGCAUUAAUACGAACUGAAUUAUGUCAAUUGGAUCGACAACAACAACAACAGCAACCGCAAACAUGUUAUCAGUGUAAAAAUGAAAUCGGUAACCAAAUACAUUGUGUGAAAGCAAUUAUAUCGAGUAACGAAUCUCCAUCAUCAUCAUCAAAUCAAAAACGAUUACAUCGAUUAUUUCGUUAUUAUCAUAUUGAUUGUUUCACUUGUUGUGAAUGUAAUCAAGUUUUAGUUGAUUUAAAAGGAUUUAUUCAUCCAGAUAAUAGUUCCUCUUUAUCAUAUAAACUUUAUUGUGGUCGUCAUUUUGUUGAAUUAUUUAAACCACGUUGUCCACAAUGUCAACGACUUAUAUUCGAUGAUGAAUGUACGGAAGCUGAAGGUAAAGCAUGGCAUAUUGGUCAUUUUUGUUGUACUGAAUGUCAACGAUCAUUAGGUGGACAACAAUAUAUUAUGGCAAAUAAUAGUGGUCAAAAAUCAUCAUCAUCAUCAUCACCAUCAUUUGAAUCAAAAAAACCAUAUUGUCUUACUUGUUUUGAUAUAUUAUUUGGUGAUCUUUGUGAAGAAUGUGGUGAAUUAAUUGGCUGUGAAACUGGUGCCAUUGUACAUGAAGGUCGAUCAUGGCAUGCUGAUCAUCGAUGUUUUCGUUGUUCGCUAUGUAUGAAAAAUCUACUUGGACAACCAUUUUUACCCGCUAUGGAUGGUCGUAUUUAUUGUUCGAUUUCAUGUUCACAAGCAAUGCAAGCACAUCGUAAAAAACGUCUUAAACAACGACAACAACAGAAUCAGCAUCAUCAGCAACAACAACAACAACAAAAUCGAUCUGAAAAAAAUCAAACUACCCUUUCUGUAAGAACGGAUGAUAACAUAAUCGAUAAUCGAUUAUCAUCUGGACCAUCAUCAUCAUCGUCAUCAUCAUUAAUGCAAUUUCGUCGUAGUCAAAUGGUUGAUUAUGUAGAAUUUAUUAAAAAGAAUAAUCAAUGUUUUACAUCCAAAUAUGAUUGGUCUAAAGAACAGGAAUUUGUUGAUGUUGUUGAACAUUCAUCAAGUAUAAAUAAUGAUGUAUCAUCACAAACAUCAAAAACAACAACAACAACCGAAAUUAGUGAAGAUCCAAAUGAAUGUUUACAACGAUUAACUUUCGAUAACCACCACCAACAACAACAGAUGCCAAAAUUUAUUCCACCUUGGCCAUCGAAUAUUUUACCAUCAUCGAUGAUUAAUGAUCAUCAAUGUAAUUGGCAAAAAUCACCACCACCAGAAUAUUGUAAUCUAUUGGUGAAUAGUGAUAAUUCAUCCAAUUGUUCAUCAUUAAUCAAUAUGACACGGAAACUAAAUCAACGAAUUGAUUCAAUACCGGAAAAUGUUUCAAUCGAUUCGAAUAAUUCAAAUUCAAAAAGUUCUCAGGAAAUGGAUAAUGGUUCAUUUUUACAAUCACCAUCAACAUUGAACAAUGAAAAUCCAGCGCAUAAAUCACAAUCAACAACAAAAAUUGCCAAUCUUACUACCAUCAAAUCAAACAAAUCGGUAUCAUUCGAUCCAAAUAUACAGGAUAAAUUAAGUGAUCAAGGACAAAUACGAAUGAAAAAAACCAAACAUCGUAGUAAUCGUAAUUAUCGAUCAUCAAAAUCAUCGAAAAAUAAUUGUAAUGAUGAUCAAUAUGAUUCAUGUUCAUCAUGUUCAACUUGUUCAUCAAACACAUCUUCAUCAUCAUCGUCAUCUUGUUCAAGCGACGAAGAUGAUGAUCAAUUUGAUUUAGAUUUUCAAAAAUUUCUUAAAAUGGGUCAUUUAGUUGAUAAUAAUAAUGAUAAAAAACAAUCAUCUUCAAGUCAUUUGAAUGGUAAUAAUAAUAAUGAUGGUUGUAUUAUUUCUUAG
Messenger RNA from Dermatophagoides pteronyssinus (European house dust mite), 2602 nucleotides. RefSeq lists its product as uncharacterized. Lineage: Eukaryota; Metazoa; Arthropoda; Arachnida; Sarcoptiformes; Pyroglyphidae. The record is from RefSeq and is a predicted model, not a curated record.